Messenger RNA from Selaginella moellendorffii, 1179 nucleotides. Its product is annotated as deSI-like protein At4g17486. Gene Ontology annotation, molecular function: deubiquitinase activity. Gene Ontology annotation, biological process: protein deubiquitination. The transcript has 6 exons. NCBI's taxonomy places the organism in Eukaryota, Viridiplantae, Streptophyta, Lycopodiopsida, Selaginellales, Selaginellaceae. The record is from RefSeq and is a predicted model, not a curated record. The coding region runs from base 228 to 884 and encodes 218 amino acids.
UUUUCCUUUUUGCCAUUUUGGCUUUUGCUGGACAGCGAAUGCGGGCCGACGCUGAGGAACAGGGCGGGCGCUUGGCAAUUCAUAGCUCCGGAAUGCCUUGGAUUUGGGUUCCCUAGCUUUGUUUUUCUUCUUCCUCCUGUCGGUAUGGACGGCAGCCCGAACAGACAAUCGAUUGUUCAGGUGUAGUGGCUGGGAAAAAUGCUGUGAAUGAAGGAGACGGCAAAGAGAUGAGGCGAUUAUCCGGGUCUUUCACGAAACGCUCCGGCAAAAGGAAUCCGAUUUAUCUAAACAUUUACGACCUCACUCCGAUGAAUGGCUACCUCUAUUGGUUUGGCUUGGGAAUUUUCCAUUCCGGUAUUGAAGCUCAUGGUGUGGAAUAUGGCUUUGGAGCUCACGACUAUCCAUCUAGCGGUGUUUUCGAAGUAGAGCCGAGGACUUGCCCGGGUUUUACUUUUCGAAAGUCAGUGUGCUUGGGAAACACUCGUCUUGGUGCCGGAGAGUUCCGGGAGUUUAUAGAACGUCUCGCGAAUGACUACAAUGGCGACUCGUACCACCUGAUCGUGAAGAACUGCAAUCACUUCACGAACGACGCGUGCAUGCGAUUGACGGGGCUCUCAAUCCCAGGCUGGGUAAACAGGCUCGCAAGACUGGCCCAGCUUUGUAAUUGUUUGCUCCCGGAUAGCCUCCAGGACACGACUGUGAAGAAAACUCCCGAGUACCAUUCGUGUGAAGAUUUGUGCCUCGAGACACCGCAACAUCCCAGCGGCGGCAAAGCCGAGAUCGAGAACGAGCAAGACCAGUUGCUCGUCGCUACCGCGAGCAACGCAUCGGAAACACUGAUGCAAGAGCGGCUAAAGCAGGUCCGAAUCGUGGAGACGCUCUAGUGAAGCUAGCCAAAUCUCUUCCACAAAUUUCCUUCUGGAUCCAAGUAAGUUCCUGGAUCAACAACAAAGUUUUUCUAAAGGUUUUCGCAAUCCAAGUGAUAUUCCCGAGUGGAUUUGACAAGAACAAGUGGUAUACACGUAAGGCUUUGGUGGAAUGUUGCUGUAUCGCCCACGAUCCUCACAUGCGACAGGAUUGAUUUUCUUAAAAGUAUGGCAACUGUGAAGAUUGAAACUGUUUUUGAAAAACCAUUCUACGAGCAUGGGGCCACACCAGGCAUGAAUUUUGGGCUUUUUC